AUGUUUUAUUUUGCUUUCUUUGUUUACGUAAUUCAUUCGUCGGGACGUUUCUUUUUAUCUUCAACUCUCGCCCGUCGCAGGAUCUUUCUUUGUUUAUCUAUCUAUCUAUCUAUCUAUCUAUCUAUCUAUCUAUCUAUCUUGGACUGUUCAUAUCUAUCUAUCUAUCUAUCUAUCUAUCUAUCUAUCUAUCUAUCUAUCUUAAUCUUUUCAUAUCAAUCUAUCUCUUUUAAUAUCUAUCUCAGUCUUUUCAUAUCUAUCUAUCUAUCUAUCUAUCUAUCUAUCUAUCUAUCUAUCUAUAUUAUCUUUUCAUAUCUAUCUCUCUAUCACAUUUUUUCAUUAUCUAUCUAUCUAUCUAUCUCAGUCUUUUCAUAUCUUUUUCUUUAUCUCAGUUUUUCAUAUCUAUCUAUCUAUCUAUCUAUCUAUAUUUUUAAUAUCUAUCACAGUCUUUUCAUAUCUAUCACAUUCUUUUCAUUAUCUAUCUAUCUAUCUAUCUAUCUGUCUUUUCAUAUCUUUUUCUUUAUCUCAGUUUUUCAUAUCUAUCUAUCUAUCACAGUCUUUUCAUUAUCUAUCUAUCUAUCUAUCUCCAUUUCUAAUUCAGUCCUUUAUAAUCAGAACCUCACUCAAUAA
Messenger RNA from Acanthosepion pharaonis, 627 nucleotides. NCBI's taxonomy places the organism in Eukaryota, Metazoa, Mollusca, Cephalopoda, Sepiida, Sepiidae. The record is from the annotation of a GenBank genome assembly.